AUGCGAACCGUCCUUCUCGUUCUCUUUUCGUUGCUUCUUGUGAGAUUCUUCUCGUCAAAGAGGAGACGAACGAUGAAGGUAUAAAAAGUGACAUAUCCUUGCCCACUUUACGGAACUUUCGAUAAAAAUGAAAAUUAUAUAUAUUCUUCUCUCCAUGUAUGACUCAUUUUCCGGCAGAUGGAUUUCCCUGAUCCUAGAUUUUUUAGAUUUCAUUAAGGAAUGAACAGAGACAACUGAUCCCAGGAGUUAUGAUCUGGGACAAACUGUUCAUUUCGUUGAGAAGGAUCUGUGUAUUAGGCUUUUUUUUUCAGACUAACGCUUUUAAAAUUUUCCUUGUGCAGCACAUUUGAAUGCGCUAGGAAUCCUACCGUUAAUUAAUUUGAUCGACAUUUUGAUGUUUUGUGAGUACAUGUGCACUCUUGAACCAUCCAGAGUGGAUAGGGGCUGUUCUGAUCUGACAAUGCUAAGUCUAUAAAAUUCUCCAGUUCAGUAUUAAAUUACUGGUAAAGUCUUCCGAUAACAAAGUCCAGUACUUUUAGAUUUUCAAAGGAACGACAUUCAAGGUCCUUUCUGUGCUAUGAUGAAGUUAUAUAGUUAGAUUGAAAUGUCACGCUCUUUCUCUUUGCUGGCAAUUAUAUGACCACUUUUUCUAAACCAUGGAUUGUGCCAUAUGUGGAAUCUCUUAUAAUGUUUCCAUGAAUGUAAACCAUGCCUUCAUUAGAAUAACUCCUUGAGUUAUAGUUAUGGAACUGACAGGUUGUUUAUUCGUGCUGUGUGGUUGGUAAACCUGUGGAAUCAUUUGGUGUGCUGUGGUUUUGAUACACUCUCUUUUUCUAUCUUUUUCUUUUAGCUCAACAUUUCUUACCCAGCCACUGGGUGUCAGAAGCUCAUUGAAGUUGAUGAUGAAAGAAAGCUGUGAGUAUUUGUUAAAUACCUGACAUAUUAAGUGUAAAGAUGUGGAUACAAUUGUGAUGAUGUUGAUUCUGGCUUUCAUAUGUAGUUAGUAUUACUGCAAGCCAGCUUGAGUUUAUAUUUGCUCAAAUGUAAUCACCCAGUUGUAGUGAAGUAAUAGGUACAAUGGAAAAGGCACUUGAGGUCAUAUUAGGAUAUGUCCCAUUGAGUUAAUGGCUGGAGUGUGGUCACUUUCCUUGGUUUAAAAUGUUCAGGAGUACCAGUACUCUCCCCCAGUGGAAUUUUAGACCAUUGCAGUGCCCCCCCCCCCCCUUUCACCUCACACUUUGUCAAGAUUCUCUGAUAAUUCACCAUUAGCUAUUUAUGCUUGCCUGCAUUAGCUAUGGGUAAAAUAAUAGUAUUUAAAAAGCCACAGCUAGUUUGUUUCCAUAUAUCAAAAUCAAAUCAUCCUACCAGGGGUUAAACUGGAGCCUUGCAACCCAGAUUCUAACAUGCUACACAGUAAUCCUUUGCGUCUGUCUCUAGAAAUGAGCCAUUUUUAUUUUUUCCCUCUUAGGCGAAACUUCUAUGAAAAACGUAUUUCAGCUGAGUGCAGUGCUGAAUGUCUUGGUGAGGAAUGGAAGGUCAGUCAAUUUUUAAACCUUUCCCUUUAGUAUCUAGAUACAGUACAGCAUGAUGUGUCUGUAAACCUAAAUACAGGUGACCUAUUCACCUAGAAAAUUUGUUUUUAGUAAUAAUAAUAAUAAUAUAACAGAUUAGGAUCCAAUUCAGUAUGUAAUCUUGCAAGUAAUCAACAGAAUUACACAACCAUAAAGCAAGAGUCUGGUUUGUUAAUUACAAGUGUGAUUACAGACAGAAUUGGACAACAAAGUCGUUUUCAUAAUUGAUCAAUGCUAUGAAAAAAUUUAAGAAACAAACUAGUGAUCAGUUACACGUUUUCAUGGAAAAAAAAAAAACCCAAUAGUCAUCUUGGUGAAAUGUGCAUCACAUGCACAUGAUGCAUACUGUUCAAUUCAAUGGACAUGAUGUAUACACUGUCCUAUUGUGAUUAACAAAAUCAGAGGACCCCAGAGGGGGAGUCCAAAUUGUUGAUCACAAGUACAAUUACAGACGUAAUCAUAACCAUUACAAAUUCCUCAAAUAUUAUUGGUGCAUUCGCAGCUUCAUCUUUCACUAAUCACUCUGUACAGUUGUAAUCAGACAGUUGGCUGUAAUUGGACAUCUGUAAUCAGACAGUUUAAGCAGCUAAUCAUGCCAAGUCCACUCAACUAAUCCACCAAUUACAGAAAUGAUCUCAACAACCAAAGCAACAACAACUUAUCAAAAGAAAAGCUGGGGAAUUUUCAAAAUGGAGGAAUUUGUAACAAAAGACCUUGUAUCCACUGGAGAUAUUUGUUCUAGGUGUAUUUGUUUUUUUGGAAAUGAAAUGGUUAUGGUUAAUUGGUAACAGGACUUUGUAUCAUCCAAUUCUGUCUGUAAUCGUACUUGUGAUUAACAAAUCAGACUCUCGCUUUGUGCUUGUCCAAUUUUGUUAAUCACUCUUAUGAUUACAGACCGAAUUGGACUCUACUUGGUCCUAUUACCAUCAUAAAUUGGACAACACCAAGUCCUGUUACCAAUUAAUCAGAACUAUGACACAAUUUGAGAAAGAAACAAGACAAUUUUUUUUUUGUGAAAGAAAAAAUCAUAGUUAACUUGGCAAAAUGAGUGACAACAAUGCAAGCUUAUGAGGGGUACUGUCCACUUAUGUAGGCAUAGCAUGUCAACUCUCCUAUUACACUGUUCAGUUACAAACAUGAUGCAUACACUGUCCUAUUAUUGCUAAAAUCAGGCUGGUGAUAACCAUUCAUGUUAAAGAAUUUUGUCAUAUUUUGAUUAACUAUGUUAUUAAAUGGUCAAUGUUGCCUUUCUACAGGGAUAUGUGGUCAGAAUCUCUGGAGGAAAUGACAAACAGGGAUUCUCCAUGAAACAGGGAGUCAUGACAAAUGGCAGAGUGCGUCUUCUGCUCUCAAAAGGCCACACCUGCUACAGGCCACGCAGAACUGGUGAACGUAAACGCAAGUCUGUGCGUGGCUGCAUUGUAGAUGCACAGCUCAGUGUGCUAAACUUGGUCAUCAUCAAGAAAGGUGAUAAUGAUAUUCCUGGCCUCACAGACACCACUGUGCCUCGCCACCUUGGCCCUAAGAGAGUUGGCAAGAUCAGGAAGAUGUUUAACUUGUCCAAGGAAGAUGAUGUGCGUCAGUAUGUUAUCAGGAGGACACUCCCAGAAAAAGAAGGCAAGAAGACAAGGACCAAGGCUCCCAAGAUCCAGCGCCUGGUCACACCUGUGGUGUUGCAGCGCAAGCGUAAAAUCUUGGCCCUGAAAAAGAUGAGAGCACAGAAAGCCAAGCAGGAGUAUGCUGAUUACACUAGGCUACUUGCCAAGAGAGCUAAGGAGGCUAAGGAGAAGCGUCAUGAAAUGCUAAAGAAAAAGCGUGCUUCCUCAAGUCACCGGGAGUCAGUGAGCAGUGCAAAAUGA
Pocillopora meandrina is the source of this 3430-nucleotide messenger RNA. Lineage: Eukaryota; Metazoa; Cnidaria; Anthozoa; Scleractinia; Pocilloporidae. The record is from the annotation of a GenBank genome assembly.